Molecule: messenger RNA, 1458 nt
Organism: Truncatella angustata
Lineage: Eukaryota; Fungi; Ascomycota; Sordariomycetes; Amphisphaeriales; Sporocadaceae
Product: major facilitator superfamily domain-containing protein
Exons: 8
Coding region: 1-1458 (485 amino acids)
Biological process (GO): transmembrane transport
Molecular function (GO): transmembrane transporter activity
Source: RefSeq, a predicted model, not a curated record
AUGGCUGACGUGGUCAAUUCUGAGCCAAGCUCAGAAAAUGGCAACGUACUCAAUGAGAAGGUUCACGAUGACACUGUUGUUGACUGGGACGGACCGGACGAUAUCAACAACCCACUAAACUGGUCGAGUCUUAAGAGGAACGCUCAUGUUGUGCUCAUCAGCAUCUUCACAUUAUACGGUAACCUAGCGUCGACCAUGUUCGCUCCUGGAGCUGCGGCACUCGUACACGAAUUUGGCAUCACGAGCGACGUCCUCGCCGCAUUCACUGUCAGCAUAUAUCUCGUAGGAUUCGCACUCGGCCCUAUCUUGAUUAGCCCGCUCUCUGAGGUAUAUGGACGACUUAUCAUAAACCAAGUUUGUAACGUGAUAUUCCUUGCUUUCACAAUCGGUUGCGCCGUGAGUACGAGCAGCGCAAUGUUCUUCGUAUUUCGAUUCCUUGCCGGGUGUGCCUGUUCGGCACCAAUGACGGUUGGUGGAGCUGUUAUAGCAGACAUAACAACACCCGAGCAAAGAGGAAAGGCUAUGGCUUUAUGGGCGCUAGGUCCUCUGUUGGGCCCGGUGGUGGGUCCCAUAAUCGGUGGUUUCGUUGCCCAGCGCUUGUCAUGGCGUUGGGCAUUUUGGAUAAUUUCUAUCCUGGCGGGAGUGGUGUUCAUCGUAUCGAUAUUUGUCAUGAAGGAGACAAACGCUACAAUUCUCCUGCAGCGCAAAGCCGCCAAGCUAAGACGGGCCUCUGGUAAAACAUACCUCGUAGCUAAGGGCCAAAUCAACCAGACUACGAAACAGAUUCUCUUGCGAGCCAUCUUACGACCAACACGGCUACUCCUCUUCUCGCCAGUGGUCACGUUGCUUUCGCUGUUUAGUGCUCUUGUUUUCAGUCUUAUCUACAUAUUGUUCACGACAUUUCCCAUGGUCUUCGAAACUCAAUAUGGAUUCAGUGUUCAAAUUUCAGGGCUUGCUUACCUUGGUCUCGGAAUAGGAUUGGGUAUUGGCAUUGUUGGCUUUGGCGCCACAAGUGACAGAGUAUACAAGCGACUGAAGGGUGACGGUGAGGGCACGCCCGAAAUGCGAUUGCCGCCAAUGAUGUGGGUUUCUCCCAUAACUGGAUUGGGCUUCUUUUGGUAUGGUUGGUCUGCCCAGUACCAGGUCCACUGGAUAGUCCCUAUCAUCGGAUCAUCUGUCAUUGGCAUAGGGGCACUCUUCGUGAUGAUGCCUGCUCAGAUCUAUAUCGUCGACGCCUUCGGUCCACAAACAGCGGCAUCAGCACUGGCAGCAAGCGCGGUGCUAAGGACGCUAUCCGGCGCAUUCCUUACCUUAGCCGGUCCGCCGAUGUAUGCGUCACUGGGACUGGGAUGGGGUAAUUCACUUCUCGGGUUCUUAUGCUUAGCUUUUGUUCCGGUCCCCUGGCUUUUCUAUCGGUACGGCAGAAAGCUUCGGGAAAAAUUUGUUUUUGAGCCUUGA